Molecule: messenger RNA, 2786 nt
Organism: Thamnophis elegans (Western terrestrial garter snake)
Lineage: Eukaryota; Metazoa; Chordata; Lepidosauria; Squamata; Natricidae
Gene: HDAC11
Product: histone deacetylase 11
Exons: 10
Coding region: 106-1170 (354 amino acids)
Molecular function (GO): histone deacetylase activity
Source: RefSeq, a predicted model, not a curated record
UUGGAAGAGUCUGAGCGUGCUCAAGAACAACUGGGCAUGCUCGGUAUUGCCCGGGCAGGACUUCGACACGUCGGGGGCUCGGACGGAGCUUCGCUUUAGGGCAGCAUGCCUCAUAGGACAGAACUAUAUCAAGAUACUCCGUCCACUUGCUGGCCUAUUGUUUAUUCACCAGACUACAACAUUUCAUUUCUGGGCCUGGAGAAACUGCAUCCAUUUGAUGCGGGAAAAUGGGGGAAAGUAAUAAAUUUCUUGAAAGAAGCAAAUUUAAUUACAGAUGACUUGAUUGUACUGGCACGAGAGGCAACCGAAGAGGACCUUUUAGUAGUUCACACAAGACAUUACUUGAAUCGAUUAAAGUGGUCCUUUGUAGUGGCUACAAUUACAGAAAUCCCGCCAGUCCUUUUUAUGCCAAAUUUCCUUGUUCAGAGGAAAGUGCUCAGGCCUCUGAGAACCCAAACAGGAGGAACAAUAAUGGCAGGGAAAUUGGCUAUUGAGCGAGGAUGGGCAAUUAAUAUUGGUGGUGGCUUCCAUCAUUGUUCAAGUGAUAAGGGUGGAGGCUUCUGUGCAUAUGCUGAUAUCACAUUGACUAUAAAGUUUUUAUUUGAAAGAGUAGAAGGAGUUUCAAGGGCAACUAUUAUUGACUUGGAUGCACAUCAGGGAAAUGGACAUGAAAGAGACUUCUUGGAAGAUAGGAGAGUAUAUAUUAUGGAUGUUUACAACAGGUAUAUUUAUCCAGGAGAUGGACUUGCUAAACGAGCCAUAAAACGGAGAGUUGAAUUGGACUGGGGCACAGAAGACUUUGAAUACCUUCAAAAAGUAAAAAAACACGUGGAAGGUGCACUGAAUGAAAUGAGACCUGACAUUAUUAUCUACAACGCUGGAACUGAUAUUUUGGAUGGUGAUCCUCUGGGGGGCUUAGCUAUUUCACCUGAGGGCAUUAUCGAAAGAGACGAAAUUGUGUUCAGAGCUGCUCGAAAGCACCAAAUCCCUAUCCUGAUGGUGACCUCUGGGGGCUACCAGAAGACGACUGCCCGGAUUAUUGCUGAUUCUCUUCUCAAUUUGCACCAACUCGGGUUGAUUGAUCAUGAGCUUGCAACUCGGGAGGCUGGAAGCACUAAGGUAGAACUAAUGAGCAAGGAACAUAAGGACAAUCAUCUGACAUCUCAGUAAAGGAGGGGAAUUUGGGAUCCCUGCAUAAUACACAAUUAUAAUUGUUUAAUAUUUAAACCAUGAGAUGAGCAAUAUCCCAAGUUCUCAUAGAAUUAAUAUACACUAAUGGAGACUGAUACUUAAUAGUAUCCUACUUGCUUUCCAAGGACAACCCUCAUGAGGGUUGUCAACACAACUUCUUCCAGUUCUUUUAGAUGCUGUUUUAUGAACUUUACACUGCCCUGACAUCUGGAAUGAAUUAGGCUUGCUGUGGUCUGAGUAGAGACAUGAGCAGUACAUUUUCUUACCUCACUUAAUCUGGCUCUUCAAAUAAGGUUCGCAUUGUUUAAGGGAGGCAAGGAUUUCUGAAAGUGAUUACAAGAACAUUUUGAAAGCUAGAGCAGAAUUAUUUUCUGGAGAACAGCCAGGAUAAUGGAAACAUGAACAAAAUGCAAAGCAAACUGAGUGUGCGUGUGUGCGUGUAGCAUUAUAAUGUCUUCCAAAUAUUUUUAAAUAAAAUUCUAGUGGGAAAAUGGAAAUAUUUAAAUUCUUUAUCAGAAAGGGAAGUCAGUAUAAGUAUCUUUUUGAUCAUCCGAAAUAUGAUUAUAAUUCAAAACUACAGGCAAGGAUAACACUGCUAGAUUCAAAUCUUUUCUUUUUUUCACACUCUUUCCAGAAGUAUAUAACAGAAUAAUGGUCUGUUUCUUAUUUUCACUGAAGGUUUAGGAUUAUAUGCGCUAAAAUACCACAAAUAAAUGUAAGAGCUUAUCACUGAUUUAAAAUACAACGCUAAGUAGUGCAUAGAUUGUAACAAAAUGUAUGAAGUGACAUAUAUAAAGUAAUUUGCACCAGAUUUAACAGCAAAAAGAUAAAACAGUUGUUACCACUUUUUCUAAAAUGGUGCCUAUAAAAAAAUGCAUGAUUGAGGCAUACUUGUUUGAUAAAAUCAAAGUUCUGUGUUGUAAUAUUCAAUCAUUAUCUUUGAUUAUAGAUCUCAUUGAUAAUAUGUAUUUCUUUAUAAUGGUACAUACAACUUUACUGAAUUCUGAAGCCUGGAAACACUAUAAAUGUAAAGUAAAAAUUUAAAUGUUUUUGUUUUCAGUCACAUUUCUAGAAAGUGUAUAGAUUUUUUGAGAGGGAUAGGACAUGCAAAGGUUACUUUUUAAAUUGUAGAAAGCUAUUCUAUGUAAACAUUAAGUGCUUUCUUUAAAAUGGCGCUACCCUUUUCAUUCAAAGUUGUUUUUUGAAGAAGUAGUUCCUAAUAAGGGAAAACUUGUCUCUAGUCUCAGGAGCUUUUAUUAUUAGAGACGAUUAAUGGUCAGAAAAUGAGAAGCAAUGGAAUUGAUUUAUAUGUAUGUCUACAGGUCCUAUAGAACUUAAAGGCUCCUCCUGUAGUACACAAAAUAACGGUGUAAAAUUAAUGGGGAAAAAAUGAUAGGAAAGGCAGUGGUGUGCCAAAGGAUGCUAAUUCUCAGUGGCCUUGAUGUUUGCCAGAGUCUGUACAUCAGCACUGAAACUGAAAUGCAGUAAAAGCAGGCAGGCUGCAGAUUCUAAAAUAUUCCAAGUUCCAAAUAAGCAUUUUCUCUUUGAAAAUGAGAAUUACAGUAGUUAGGUGAUUAGUUAAACUUGUUCCAGUG